AUGGUUACUCUCAAGACCAUUCUCUCCAUCUUUGCAAGCAUUUCAGGGCUUUGUGCAAAUCCUCAGAAAACUAACCUCUUCUAUCUUGGCAAAAUCCCUCAUAAAGGCAACUCGUUGGCUGAGAUACUCAACUGUUCUGUCGGUUCCCUCACUUUUUCUUACCUGAGACUUCUCCUGAAAAGAGGUUCUCUAUCAAAAAGAGAGUGGCAACCUCUCCUAGAAUCAUUCAAAAAGAAGUCAUCUUUAUGGAAAAACAAAACUCUCUCCAUUGGAGUCUGUAAGUCUAAGGAAGAAGGAGGGCUUGGGGUGAUUGAUAUCCCCUCUUUUAAUUCAGCUCUCCUCUCCAAAUGGAUUUGGAAAAUUUUCGACAUAACCUCAUUUCUCAGCAAAGUGUUUUUCUCCAUUUAUUCAAAAAAUGGAGCAAAUCCCUUUGCUCAUCAACCAAAGAUGUCAUCUUCAAGAUUUAUUCAAGAUCUAUUCUCCAUUCACUCCACCUUCUUUAACAUUGUCAGAUGGAAUGUUGGAGAUGGCAAUACUGGCAGUUUUUGGCAUGAUAAAUGGUCUUCAGCAAAUACUCUUAGCAGCCUCUUCCCUAUUGCAUAUAAGCUAGCCCUCUCAAAAAACUACAGCAUUGGUUCGCAAGGUGGCCCAUCUGAGCUGGACGACUUACGGUGGCCUCUUCAUUCUUCGGGCAUUUUCACUGUAAAAUCCUUUUACUCAUUUGUUACUUCAGGGGGUCUAAAAUCCCAGUUCUUCAACACGAUUUGGAAAUCCAACAUUUCCUUAAAGGUAAAAGUCCAUCUCUGGAUUAUUUCUAAAAGGACGCUGAAUACAAGAGAUAAUUUGAUCAAAAAAGGAUGGAACCGUGACCCAAGUUGUCCUUUCUGUCAUCGGGAACAGAAACCCACGAUCACUUAUUUAUACACUGCUCCUUUGCUCGCGAUGUUUGGAACUCCCUUCUCCCCCUCUUUCCAGCUAACAGCUAGCCUACGACCAUGGAAGAAUUGUUGCUGCUUCACAAAGUUCCCAAUAUUUGCUCAGAUGCUAAAGCUAUAUGGAAGAUUCUGUUGCCAUGUUUUUGUUGGUGGAUCUGCAGGACAAUGGCUCUCUGCGAUACCAUCCUCCUCCCCUGUCGCCCGACACAAAUCCUUCCUAAAAAUCAAGAAACCAGGCUCCCCUCCCCUCCCCUCACUCGCUCCUCCUCCCCGCCAUUUCCCCUCGCGCCGCCGCUGCUCCGUCCGACCAAUCUCCGCCGUACUCGCGGAGCAAUCUCCGGCGCCGGCUCAACCUCCGCGGGGGCCAGCUCCGGCGAAACCUGGCAGGUGGGAUCUCAACAGCUGGAGGUCCAAGAAGGCUCUCCAGCUGCCGGAGUACCCCGAUGCGGCGAAGCUCGAGGAGGUGCUGGAGACGAUCGAGAGCUUUCCCCCGAUCGUGUUCGCCGGCGAGGCGAGGCAUUUGGAGGAGAAGCUGGGGGAGGCGGCGAUGGGGAGGGCGUUCUUGCUGCAGGGAGGAGAUUGUGCUGAGAGCUUCAAGGAGUUCAAUGCGAAUAAUAUUAGGGAUACGUUCAGGAUCCUGCUUCAGAUGGGGGCUGUGCUUAUGUUCGGUGGCCAGAUGCCUGUGAUCAAGGUGGGGAGAAUGGCAGGACAGUUUGCAAAGCCAAGAUCAGACCCAUUCGAGGUGAAGGAUGGAGUCAAGUUACCAAGCUACCGAGGGGACAACGUGAAUGGGGAUGCCUUUAAUGAGAAAUCGAGGGUUCCAGACCCUGAGAGAAUGAUCAGGGCAUACUGCCAGUCUGCUGCGACCCUCAACCUCCUCCGUGCCUUUGCCACUGGUGGAUAUGCUGCCAUGCAGAGGGUCACCCAGUGGAACCUUGACUUUACUGAGCACAGCGAGCAGGGUGACAGGUACAGAGAACUGGCCCACCGUGUGGACGAGGCUUUGGGAUUCAUGACAGCAGCUGGGCUGACUGUAGAACACCCAAUCAUGACAACCACAGAGUUCUGGACAUCUCAUGAGUGCCUCCUCCUCCCCUAUGAGCAGGCCCUCACCCGAGAGGACUCCACCACUGGCCUUCACUACGAUUGCUCUGCCCACAUGAUUUGGGUAGGUGAGCGCACUCGUCAGCUAGACGGAGCCCAUGUUGAGUUCCUCCGUGGUGUUGCCAAUCCCCUCGGCAUCAAGGUAAGCGACAAGAUGAAUCCAAAGGACCUUGUGAAACUGGUUGAGAUCUUGAACCCUUCAAAUAAACCAGGUAGAAUCACUGUGAUAGUUAGAAUGGGUGCUGAGAACAUGAGAGUGAAGCUUCCCCAUUUGAUUCGAGCUGUUCGUGGAGCUGGACAGAUUGUUACUUGGGUCAGUGAUCCAAUGCAUGGGAACACCAUCAAGGCACCUUGUGGCCUCAAGACUCGCCCAUUUGAUGCUAUUCUGGCUGAGGUUCGAGCGUUCUUCGAUGUCCACGAUCAAGAAGGCAGCCACCCAGGAGGCGUUCAUUUGGAGAUGACAGGCCAAAAUGUGACUGAGUGCAUCGGUGGGUCCCGUACUGUCACCUUCGACGAUCUCAGCUCUCGCUACCACACUCACUGUGACCCUCGUCUCAACGCAUCUCAGUCUUUGGAGCUCUCCUUCAUCAUCGCUGAGAGGCUCAGAAAGAGGAGGAUGGCGUCACCGCAGUCUCUUCUCGCUUCCCCUUUGCCUUCCCUGGGGCUCUGAGUGGACGUAUACCGUGCUAAUAUUUAUGUCAUAAUGUUUUCUUUUGUUUUUUUAUUGUUUUUAUUUUACUUUUAGACAAAAUUAUGAUAAUGCCGUUUGGUUGAGAAUAAGCAGAAGGAGAGGGUAUUGAAUUUGUAUUGAGUGAGAGAAAGGUGCGUCACUUGUGUAAUGGACGAGUUUGCGUGGGUAACACCAAUUGUUCUUUCAAGUUUUAUCUUUGUAGUGAUGAUAAAACCUUUGUUAAAUGGAAAUUAAAGUAAUUUAUCUGAA
This is a messenger RNA of Asparagus officinalis (garden asparagus), 2979 nucleotides long. RefSeq names its product phospho-2-dehydro-3-deoxyheptonate aldolase 2, chloroplastic-like. The record is from RefSeq and is a predicted model, not a curated record. Gene Ontology annotation, molecular function: 3-deoxy-7-phosphoheptulonate synthase activity. Gene Ontology annotation, biological process: aromatic amino acid biosynthetic process. NCBI's taxonomy places the organism in Eukaryota, Viridiplantae, Streptophyta, Magnoliopsida, Asparagales, Asparagaceae.